Molecule: messenger RNA, 231 nt
Organism: Ostertagia ostertagi
Lineage: Eukaryota; Metazoa; Nematoda; Chromadorea; Rhabditida; Trichostrongylidae
Source: the annotation of a GenBank genome assembly
AUGCGGAAAGUUACCUCGGUCGAUGAAGAGAUCGAAACUGCUGAUGGAGAACGAGGAACAAUCCGUUGCGGAGCCACCAAUUAUAACGCCUGUGAUCGAGAAGAAGAGUCGAUGUUGUAUCUGCAGUCGACGAAUUCGGGCGAAGCGCUUUCAUAUGAUGUCACAUCGUUGGCUUGCAGCGUCGCUGAAUAUGCUGCCAAUGAUGCGCUCACGUUCUGCUCUCAACUCUAA